Messenger RNA from Exaiptasia diaphana, 1191 nucleotides. Its product is annotated as prolactin-releasing peptide receptor-like. Gene Ontology annotation, biological process: G protein-coupled receptor signaling pathway. The record is from RefSeq and is a predicted model, not a curated record. Gene Ontology annotation, cellular component: membrane. The transcript has a single exon. Bases 1 to 1104 code for a protein of 367 amino acids. NCBI's taxonomy places the organism in Eukaryota, Metazoa, Cnidaria, Anthozoa, Actiniaria, Aiptasiidae. Gene Ontology annotation, molecular function: G protein-coupled receptor activity.
AUGAUGCAGUUUCAGUUCAACUCAAGCGGAACCUAUGUUUUCACUCCAACAUACAUCCACUACCAUGGGUUGCUGUUGAUUCUACCAUUACUGUUUGGGAUGGUUGGACUUGUUGGAAAUGUUCUCGUCCACUGGAUAAUAAGAAAGAUUUCCUACAGCAAGAACAGCGUCACAGCCAAAAGAUCAUUCGGAAGACCCUACUUGACCAGAUAUUUUCUACAAAGUUUGACAAUCUCGGAUAUAUUAUGCUCAAUUUUUGGUUCUGCAAUGUUUUCUUUGCAGAUUUUUUACGAUGUGCGACAGAAUCUCUGGCUUUGUCGACUUGUUCGGUUCACUUUYUAUAUGUUCCCAAUGGUUACUAUGAACAAUCUCUUGGUUAUAGCAGUCGAGCGGUAUUUUGCUAUUUUCCAUCCGUUUCGUACACCAACAUCUAAUGUUAUCAAGAUUGUAGUAAUUCUUGCUUGGCUGGGUGGAAUCAUUAGCGCGGGCAGUUUGACAACGAUGGUUCAAUUAGUACCCUAUAAACUCGACGAAACAAAUUGGACUUACGCCUGUGUUCCAUCCGCCAACAUCGCAUGGGAAAAAGUAUUUUUUAUUUGUUUAAGCCUGUUCCAAUAUUACAUCCCAAACCUGAUUCUCAUAUUCGUUUCUUUCUCGAUUGUGCGGUUUCUUCAUAAACGCAAAUCGGUCAUCCAAGCUGGAAAGCUGCGUUGCAUCAAUAAUUCUUUAGCAUGGCGCUUGGUAGGAACAAAAAUGUUCCUCAAAGUAUUUUUAGCAUUUUCUUUACCUUACUCGAUAUUCUUUUGCUAUAGCUUGAUGAAAUUUUCAUUAAAUUUUAAACUUAGCUAUGGCAAUGACUACAUUAUUCGCUAUAUUUGUGGUUUGSUUGCUCUCUUGAACAGUUCAAUGAAUCCAUUUAUUUACAUUGGACACUCUCAGCUUUUUAAAUCCAACAUGAAGAAGUUGCUUGAAAACUCACCUUGUUUUAAGGACAGAACCACAAGCAAAGAUACAGUGUUUGCACUUAAUUCAAGCUACAACAAGUAUUGUAYAUCUGCAAUUGAGCUCAAGCAAAUACGAAUUAUGAAUUUAACGAACAAAUAGCAAGUUUCCUCACCUACAACCAGGCCAUAACAACUGCUCAGUUUAGCCAGAAAGCCUUGCCGGAGGAAAACAACAACAGCAAAUAAA